Ricinus communis (castor bean) is the source of this 1628-nucleotide messenger RNA. Its product is annotated as anthocyanidin 3-O-glucosyltransferase 6. The record is from RefSeq and is a predicted model, not a curated record. Gene Ontology annotation, molecular function: UDP-glycosyltransferase activity. The coding region runs from base 76 to 1485 and encodes 469 amino acids. The transcript has a single exon. NCBI's taxonomy places the organism in Eukaryota, Viridiplantae, Streptophyta, Magnoliopsida, Malpighiales, Euphorbiaceae.
UGCACUCACGCUACUUAUUAGCAUCAUCUUACCCUAAACCUCUGUCACCUUUUGUUCCCAAAACUUAAUCGAUCAAUGAAGAAACCAGAGCUUGUGUUUGUGCCCAUACCGGGUGCCGGUCAUCUUACAUCAGCGGUAGAAGCUGCAAAGCUUCUCCUCGACCGGGACGCCCGUCUUUCCAUUUCUAUCCUUAUUUUGAGACGAUCCUCCGACAGUAAGGUGGUCUCUGAUCUCAUUGAUUCUCUCACUGCUACCAUCACCUCACAUCGUAUCCAGUUCAUCAACUUACCCAAUGAAGAAUCUGAAUCUAUGGGCCUCGACUUUAUCGAGAAAUAUAAACCUCAUAUUAGAGAAGCUGUUUCCAAACUUGCUACUCGCUCCGAUUUCACGCUUGCUGGAUUUGUUCUUGAUAUGUUCUGUAUGCCUGUUAUAGAUGUGGCCAAUGAAUUUGGUGUACCUUCUUAUGUUUUCUUUACUUCUGGUGCUGCUUUCUUUGGUUUUAUGCUUCACCUCCGGGCUCUUCACGAUGAACAAGAGGUGGAUCCCACUCAGUUUAAGAAUUCCGAUGACGAACUAGCAUUGCCGUGUUUUGUUAACCCGCUUCCGGCUAGGGUUUUGCCCAGUGUGCUGCUUGAGAAAGAGUCGAUGCCUGCCUUUCUUGAGAUGUCAAGAAGGUUUAGGGAAGCUAAGGGUAUUAUUGUUAACACGUUCAUGGAGCUAGAAUCCAGUGCGAUUAACUCUCUUUCUGAUGGUACAAUUGAAUCUCCUCCUGUUUAUCCUGUGGGACCCAUUUUGAAUCUAAAAGGUGGUGAUAGUGUGGGGUCAGCCGAAAGCAAAGAAAUCAUGGAGUGGCUUGAUGAUCAACCUCCGUCAUCGGUAGUGUUUCUGUGCUUCGGGAGCAUGGGAGGUUUCCGUGAAGAUCAGGCGAAAGAGAUCGCAUUUGCACUAGAGAGAUGUGGGCAGAGAUUCUUGUGGUCUCUAUGUCAGCCUUUACCAAUGGGUAAGAUGACAGGCUAUACUGAUUGUCAGAAUCUAGAAGGAUUCUUACCAGAAGAAUUCUUAGAUCGAACGGCUGGAAUUGGAAAAGUAAUCGGGUGGGCUCCGCAAGUGGCUGUUUUGGCCCAGCCAGCCAUAGGAGGCUUUGUUUCGCACUGUGGCUGGAAUUCUACACUGGAGAGCAUAUGGUACGGUGUACCAAUUGCCACGUGGCCGAUGUACGCAGAGCAACAGUUUAAUGCCUUUCAAUUGGUGACAGAGUUGGGAUUAGCUGUAGAAAUUACCGUGGAUUAUAGGAAGGAUAGCGACGUAAUCGUGAAAGCUGCGGAUAUAGAGAGAGGAGUAAGGUGUGUGAUGGAGCAGGAUAGUGAGAUAAGGAUGAAGGUCAAAGAGAUGAGUGAAAAGAGUAGGAAAGUCUUGAUGGACGGUGGAUCUGCAUUCUCUUCGUUAAACCGUUUGAUUGAAGAUGCUAUAGACAAUAUGCCAUGAACAAGUUGUGUCCGUUGAAUGUCAUUUUUAUACUAGCCACCAGGAUACCAAUUAUAAAUAUCAAAACACUAACACAAAGAAAAUCCUACAGCACUGAAGAAAAGUCAUAAACACUAAAAAUACUAUUAAUAAUAAAAUAUUUA